AUGGCGGAUCCACCUCCCUCUGCCGCCGGCAACCGAAACUCAGCCACCGUACACCCUGUUUCCGCUCCUUCAAAUGCUCCACAGAAUCAAGCCACGCACUGUUCUUAUCAGUUCAAACAACGCGUCACCUACUUUCUCUUCGGUUCUAUCGUCUUGAUCUGCAUCUUAAUCCUCUUCCGAAGGCAGAUUUCGCUCGUCUUCAUCAGUAAUCCCCAAUUCCGUCUCCAAACGCUAACCAUAUCCAACUUCCAUUAUCCACCAGAACUAGGCAAUCUAAUUUCCGGCGAUUUGGAUGCCGAUUUCAUCCUUCGCAACUCAAAUUCGAAAACUACUCUUCACUAUCAUAAAAUCCAAGCUGCUGUAUGGGACGAUUGGCUUUUAAUUUCAAACACUAGUGUGCGGAGUUUCGUUCAGGGACCCAAGAAAAAGACUGCGGUUAGGGCCACAUUUUCUUCUUUCAUAGAGUAUAUCGAUGAUGAAGAUAGCUUCGAUGGUGAGAGUAAGAGUGGUCAUGUUGUGAUAAAUUUCGAUUUUAGGAUGAUGGUUACGUAUCGACUUAACGCUUGGUGGGCUAGAAGAUGGAGGGACUUGAAGGUUUAUUGCCAUGGCUUACAAGUGGAUGUUUCUUUAAAAAGUCGUGGUGGAAAAAUGAUCGGCGGUUGGAAGAACUGUAAGGCCGACGGCUAUUUCUUUUCCGUCGAUUCACCUCAUUUUGCACUCUUUAAUAAUCAUCACUGA
This is a messenger RNA of Lactuca virosa, 738 nucleotides long. The record is from the annotation of a GenBank genome assembly. Lineage: Eukaryota; Viridiplantae; Streptophyta; Magnoliopsida; Asterales; Asteraceae.